AUGUACGAGGACGGGAGAAACACUUACUGCUCAUUUCACAAGAAGUAUGGCGGACGUAUGUGGUAUCCAGAAUUCAAAUGCCGCGUGAAUUCUUGCGAGAGUCGAUCAAUUUCCUUCGCUGAUUACUACUUUUCCACAUGCUGUAAUGAUGCUAUGAAGAAGGUUCAGAAGUGUUCUGAGGAAAUUGUGUUGGGUCAUUUGAACGAGAAAAUAAAAAAUCAGGAACAACGCAAUAGAGACAUUUUGACAAGGCUUGAAAUGAACCAAGCUGAAUUGAAUGAGGGUGAGCAUAGUUUGCGGAAUCUGACGGCAGCGCGAGAUCGAUACUUGAAUUUCAAAAACCCUCCGAGUCUCAAUGAAGAACAUUCUGGCAAUUCAUCUUGCAAGAUUUGCUUCAAUGAGUUUAACACUGAUGAUCGAUUCGAAUCUGCUAUCACCCCAUGCGGUCACAAGCCAAGGUUCAAAUUUCAAUAA
Molecule: messenger RNA, 474 nt
Organism: Oikopleura dioica
Lineage: Eukaryota; Metazoa; Chordata; Appendicularia; Copelata; Oikopleuridae
Source: the annotation of a GenBank genome assembly